UCUACAUUUCAAGCUAGACGAUUCCGUCAAGUAUUAGCUUCUCAACGUGUAGCUCAGUACACAGGGUGCCACAUAGUUAGAGGCCUUAUGUCGAAACGAAUGGACCCGAGAUUAAUGUCAACUUCAUCCUCAACAUUAGCAGAGAGUAAAAACAUGACUCAAAGGAUGGUAUGGGUGGACUUGGAGAUGACAGGGUUGGACAUUGAAAAGGAUCAAAUAAUUGAAAUGGCAUGUAUUAUAACAGAUUCUGACCUGAAUAUCUUGGCAGAGGGUCCAAAUUUGAUCAUCAAUCAGUCGGAUGAACUGCUAGACAGUAUGUCCGAAUGGUGCAAAGAGCAUCAUGGCAAGUCAGGGUUAACUCAGGCAGUCCGGGACAGUAAGAUCACUUUGCAGCAGGCCGAAUAUGAGUUUCUGUCUUUCAUCAGACAACACACCCCACCCGGUCACUGCCCCCUCGCUGGAAACUCUGUUCAUGCAGAUAAGAAGUUCCUGGAUAAGUAUAUGCCACAGUUUAUGCGUCACCUCCACUACCGUAUCAUAGACGUCAGCACGAUCAAAGAGCUGUGCAGACGGUGGUUUCCAGAGGAGUACAAACUAGCACCUCAGAAAAAAGCUUCACACAGAGCUUUGGAUGACAUACAGGAGAGCAUAAAAGAACUGCAGUUUUAUAGAGCAAACGUUUUCAAAGCACCGACGGAGGAAAAAAAAAGAAAGAUAGUAGAAAACGGAGAUAGUGUCAAGCCUUUGAUUUAAAAAUCUGACGCGUGCUGUAGCCAGCGUGGAGCUUUUUGAGAGAAGGUCAUCUUUAAUGUAACUGUAAUGUGCACAGUCAGCCUGAAUCCUUCAAUUCUCAGCUAUUAUGUGCAACAUCUCCAAACACCGAUGCUCUG
This is a messenger RNA of Chanos chanos (milkfish), 890 nucleotides long. RefSeq names its product small fragment nuclease (gene rexo2). The record is from RefSeq and is a predicted model, not a curated record. Gene Ontology annotation, cellular component: mitochondrion. Bases 88 to 753 code for a protein of 221 amino acids. NCBI's taxonomy places the organism in Eukaryota, Metazoa, Chordata, Actinopteri, Gonorynchiformes, Chanidae. The transcript is spliced from 7 exons. Gene Ontology annotation, molecular function: nucleic acid binding; 3'-5'-RNA exonuclease activity.